Messenger RNA from Fomitiporia mediterranea MF3/22, 831 nucleotides. RefSeq names its product NAD-binding protein. The record is from RefSeq and is a predicted model, not a curated record. NCBI's taxonomy places the organism in Eukaryota, Fungi, Basidiomycota, Agaricomycetes, Hymenochaetales, Hymenochaetaceae. The transcript is spliced from 4 exons. Bases 1 to 744 code for a protein of 247 amino acids.
AUGCCAGGUGUAUUAAACAUUGCAAUCGUCGGAGGUCACGGAAAUGUUUCCAUGCGGCUCGCCCGCCUUCUAAGUGCUAGAACAAACACCCAAGUUCUCUCAAUAUUCCGUAACCCUGAGCAUACCAAGGAAGUAUCGGAGACCGGGGCUUUACCACUCGUUCUCUCUCUAGAGGACGACCCCGCGGAGAAGAUUGCUGAGGCAUUCGAAAAGAAGGACAUUGUGUAUUUCUCUGCAGGCGCUGGUGGCAAAGGAGGCCCCGAAAGGACACGCAAAGUGGAUUAUGAAGGUGCAUUGAAAGUGUUCGACGCGAUUGAGCUCAUCAGAGGAGCAAAGCCGCGCCUCAUCAUGGUGUCUGCCAUUGACGUCAGGGAUCCCAACGUAAUUCCCGCGCAUUAUGAUGAAGAGGACAAAGCUAUAUCCGAGAGAAUGAGGAACGUGAUGCCCGCAUAUAUUCAGGCGAAGUAUGACGCGGACAAGAACCUCGUUCAGCGUACUGCUUUCAAUUGGACUAUUCUGCGUCCUGGGGGACUUUCAAAUGAGCCCGGCACUGGUAAGGCAUCUAUCGGCAGAACUCAUCUGAAAAAUCCUAUUUCUAGAGACGAUGUCGCGUAUACUUUAGCACUCCUUGCCGACCGUCCCGACGCGGCUAGACUCGGAAUCGACCUUGUUGGCGGUGAAGACAAGAUUGAAGAAGCGCUUGAUGCAUUCAUAAAGAAGGGGGAAUCUGACUUCUUAGGGUGAAUUGGUUGGAAGUUGAAAUAAUUUCAGAUUGUGGAAAUAAUAGAGAAGGGAAAGACGUUGAUGUACAAUGGAAGCAAUGUGAACAAU